Messenger RNA from Pseudo-nitzschia multistriata, 2920 nucleotides. The record is from the annotation of a GenBank genome assembly. Lineage: Eukaryota; Bacillariophyta; Bacillariophyceae; Bacillariales; Bacillariaceae.
AAUCAAAGUGUGAACUGCCGAUUUUUUUGCGAGAAAUUUCUGAAGCGAAAACGCGACAACAACUCGAACAGACGCACCAAAAAAUAMAAAAAACUAUGCGGAUAUCUUCCUUUGCUCUGAGGCUGCUUGCCACGGCUUCUAUGACGGCGGCCGUGGCCGGAUUCACGUCCCACUACCAUCCCACGACGACGAACGCAGCCGAAUCGCUUUCGCCGUUCGCCAGGACGGUGCUCGAGAUGUCGAGCAGCGUCGACAGCGAUACGGAUGCAUCCGCGACCGUACCGAAUUUCAAUGGAGUGGAGGUUGCCAAAACGGGUGGCAGAGGCACCACAACCGCUGCGCAGAAAGCCGUGGCCCAGGACCUAAGCCUGGGAGCGCCCCGUGGUCGUCCGACGGGGGGUCACUACAUGACGAAGGGAGGCAUCCAGGUUACGGCAAGUGUAGAGGGAUUGGACUAUACCAGAACCGGAGAUAAAGCAUCGUUGUCAAACCCAAACUCUUCGGAGGCAGUCAUCGAGUCCUUGGUGCAAAGACUUGAUUCGCACAAGGGGGUAUUGCUGACUAGUUCCUAUGAGUUCCCUGGUCGGUAUGCCCGUUGGUCUCUUGGUUUUGUCGACCCGCCCCUGGAAGUAUCCGGGAAAGGGGACAAGUGUACGAUCAAAGCGCUCAACGAUCGUGGAAAAGUUCUUCUUCCCGCCAUCGAAAAGGCAAUGCAAGAAAUGAAACAAGAAGACAUUUUGUCUAACGUGGACGUCAUUGUGGAAGAGGCAGAAUCAAACAUGGUUCAAAUCGAUGUGACCAUAGUGCCGCCACCUCCAGUAGGAACCUUCAGCGAAGAAGAACGUUCCAGACAGGUGGGUUUCUGUUUGCGAAUUAUCCAAUUCUAGUGUCUUGGAGACAGCAUUGAUGUCUUGCAUAACCGAAGAGAGUCGGYCAUGUUUAUCACAAACUUUUUUUUCCCUGAAAUGUAUUUUUCUCACCCUUGUCACAAUUCUUGCACCACUUCUAUGGUCGAUCCUGUGAAAACAACAAUAGCCAUCGCUUUUUUCGGUCGUUCGUAAACUUGUAGACUUGUUUGGAUACCAAGGUGGAGACGGCCAACUCGGACUGUACGGUGGCUUUGGUUAUGAUCUUACGUUUUCUUUCGAGCCGAUCGAUCUGAAGCAGGAGCGCGAUCCCGAACAACGAGACUUGGUUCUUUUCUUGCCAGAUAGUGUUUACGUGAUCGAUUCCGACAAGCGAGAUGCUUGGCAUGUUCAAUACGAAUUCAAUGUUGACAACAAGUCGACGCAAGGGUUGCCCCGAGUUGGUUUGAGUGAUGAGUUUCAGCCUUUUGAUGAAGAGAAGACUGAGUUUGUCAAACGAGACACCGAAGAAGGGGCUUUUUCGAAGAGCGUCGAACGGGCAAAAGAAGAAUUCAAGGUCGGAAACCUCUUCGAGGCCGUUUUGUCGCAGACCUUCCGUGAGAAACUUACACCAGAGAACAAGCCUUCAACUAUYUUCCGACGAUUGCGCAAACGUAACCCUGCACCCUACGGAUUCUUUAUCAACUUGGGUGAACAGGAAUACUUGGUUGGGGCUAGUCCCGAAAUGUUUGUCCGAUGCGAAAGCAUUCAAGAGAACGACUAUGCUCCUGGCGCGAUGCGUGUAGAGACGUGCCCCAUUUCYGGUACCGUCGCACGCGGUGCCGAUGCCCUGGAGGACGCGCUGCGGGUCAAAUCACUCAUGAUGAACCAAAAGGAAGAAAGUGAGCUGACCAUGUGUACGGACGUCGAUCGCAACGACAAGUCGCGAAUUUGCGAACCCGGAUCCGUUCAAGUCAUCGGACGCCGUCAGAUCGAGAUGUACAGUCGUCUAAUCCACACAGUCGAUCACGUCGAGGGUUACUUGCGACCGGAGUUCGACGCUCUGGAUGCCUUCUUGUGCCACACCUGGGCGGUAACGGUGACCGGUGCACCAAAAACCUGGGCCAUUCAGUUCGUGGAAGACAUGGAAAACUCGCCCCGAUGCUGGUAUGGUGGUGCCGUCGGACUCGUUGGAUUCGACGGCAGUCUAAACACUGGGCUCACCYUGCGUACGGUUCGCAUCAAGGACGGAAUCGCAGAAAUCCGUGCGGGAGCAACUCUUCUCACCGACUCUACCCCUCUCGACGAAGAAUUGGAGACCGAAUUGAAGGCGUCGGCCAUGAUCGAUGCAGUUGUUCGAACAGGCAGCGACAGCAGUGACGCCGCUAGUGACGCAGAAACACCCAAGCCUCCGGAAAAUGUUGGGGAAGGCAAGUCUAUUAUUUUGAUCGAUCACGAGGAUUCGUUUGUGCACACACUUGGUAACUACUUGCGUCAAACCGGUGCCACGGUCAAGACGUUACGAAGUGGACCUUCUGCCCUGGCUGCCAUCGAGAAUAUGGUCGAGCAGGGGAWCAAACCCGAUAUGGUGGUCCUAUCUCCGGGCCCGGGCAAUCCUUCGGACUUUGGUUUAUCGAAUUCGAUUGAGCUGUUGAUCAAGCACGACAUUCCAGCUUUUGGAGUAUGCCUCGGACUUCAAGGAAUGGUCGAGCAUUUUGGCGGGAAACUAGGAGUCUUGGGCUACCCUAUGCACGGAAAACCUUCGGACGUGACCCUGACCAAAGAUGGUAUGGGGGACAACAGCAUUUUUGCGGGACUCCCCGAAACGUUCGAAGUGGCACGAUAUCACUCCCUGCAUGGCAUUCGUGAGGAAUUGCCGGCGGAACUCAAGGUGACUGCUCUUACCGAGGACGGCAUUGUGAUGGGCAUUCAACACGAGUCUCUUCCGAUGGCAGCGGUCCAAUUCCAUCCGGAAAGUAUUUUGACCAGUCCCGCCCACGGGAUGGCGAUUUUAAAGAAUUUUAUGCGGUUGCACGCUAUGAAAGAGAAUUAAGAAAUAAUCAUACUACAUACUA